Molecule: messenger RNA, 1746 nt
Organism: Rhipicephalus sanguineus (brown dog tick)
Lineage: Eukaryota; Metazoa; Arthropoda; Arachnida; Ixodida; Ixodidae
Exons: 1
Coding region: 1-1746 (581 amino acids)
Molecular function (GO): nucleic acid binding; RNA-DNA hybrid ribonuclease activity
Source: RefSeq, a predicted model, not a curated record
AUGGUCCGCGAACGCCUUUCCGCUUACCUGGAGGCUAGGGGGACCUUUGCCGACACGAUGUUUGGCUUUCGCCCGCAUCUGUCGGCACAGGACGUCCUGCUCCAGCUCCACCACGAUAUCAUAGAGCCGACUACCAUGUGCCACAAUGACAAAGCCGUACUAGCUCUCGAUCUUCGAGGCGCGUUCGACAAUGUCAAACAUAGUAGCAUUCUUGCCAAUCUUUCCACUACAGAUUGCGGACAGAAGACCUUCGAAUACAUUCGCGCCUUUCUUUCCGAUCGUGUGGUCUUCCUCCGCAUCGACACUGCUGAACACGGCCCGUUCCCACUAGGCACACGGGGUACGCCUCAAGGAGCGGUCUUGUCACCCCUCCUGUUUAACUUGGCCAUGAUGAACCUCCCUUCUCUUUUGCACGAGGUCGAGGGGGUACACCAUGCGCUCUAUGCCGAUGAUAUAACAAUUUGGACCAACAUCGGCUCUCCGGCUCAAAUCGAGGAACGCCUACAACAGGCUGCCCUUCUGGUGGACACUUACGCCGCCUCUUGCGGCCUGGAGUGUUCCCCAACAAAAUCGGCUCUUCUCUCGGUUUCCCGCCUACCAUCACCCCAGAUAUUCCUCCCUUCCGGACCUGUUCCAGUAGUCCAAGACCUUCGGAUUCUCGGGCUGUACCUCUCGUCCUCACUGGACCCUCAGGGCACCAUAUCCUCUCUCCGACGCACCAGCGAACAAGUGAGUCGUAUGAUCCGGCGGGUCUCUACCAAGCGUGGCGGCCUCCGAGGGAGCCAGUCCCUCCGGUUGGCCCAAGCGUUUGUGACAAGUCGGGUCCUCUAUGCCCCACCCUACCUUCGCCUGCGUCGUCACCACGAACACCAACUAGAUACUCUUCUCCGCUCCGUGUAUAAGCGCGCGCUGGACCUUCCCAUUGCCACUUCCAAUAGCCGCUUUGCGGCCUUGGGGGUGCACAACUCCUUCGCGGAGCUGCGGGAAGCCCACCGCGUCAACCAACUUAAUCGUCUUUCGCAGACGCCUUGCGGGCGCCGCCUGCUACACAGACUUGGCCUCAACACAAUCUCCGACCCGGUACCUCCAUCCCCAGUACCGGAAAUGUGGCGCCAGAAGUUAUGGGUGGAGCCACUCCCCCGCAACAUGGACCCCGAACAACACUCCGGUCGAAGGCACGCGCGCACUGCUGCCCUUGAGGCGCGUCACUCCGAUCGCCCCGGCGUAUUUUAUGUAGACAUUUCGGGCCCUUCCCCCUCGGGUCACUACACGGCCGCUGUGAUCACAGAAGGUCACCACGUCGACGGCCUCCUCUCAUUUAGAGCCGAUAGUGCAACUCAUGCAGAGGAGGUUGCCAUCGCUUUGGCCGCCUCCCACCCCGCCACUCACACUAUCUUGACAGACUCGCGCUCAGCCUGUUCCCGAUAUAUCCAGGGUUCCAUCACCCCAUUGGCUGCUCGUCUCCUUCAAGCCGCCUCCUGGCGCUUUAGCCCUCACUCCGUAAGAAUAGUCUGGACUCCAGGCCACACAGGACUUCCCGGCAACGAGGCGGCGAAUGCCGCUGCCCGCGCUUCUCUCUUCCGGGCCGCUGCCCUUCCAUGUCCUGAGUCGGAUCCUGGAAACUCGAGACUCACACGCUACCGUGACAUUCUGGAUUAUUAUCGCACUUCGCGUCGACUUUACCCUGGCCCUGCUCGCGGUCUGGCGAAAGCAGACGAACGAAUACUACGCCGGCCUUCAGACUAA